ACUUGUUAUUACAUUGAUGUUGAAAAGAAAUGAUGAUUUAAAGUUUAAAAGCAAUGUAAUAACAAGUCAGUUAUAGUGCUUUUUCGUUUGGAUUUCAUUCUGUGACUGCUUUAAAACUUUGAAUCAUCAUUUCUGUUCAAAGUCAAUGUAGAAACGACUUAAAUUAGGCAGCUAUGCUUGUUUACAUCGCUGUUUGCAACAACAAAAAUUACAAUAAACGCCUGAGACCUUUAACUUUAUCUAAAGGACCAAAAAUGAUUGAAUUCUGCCUGUUUUCUAUUGUGAAUUAAAGAGAGCUGUGAGUUUUGUAAUUUAAAACUUUUUAUUAUAAUUAUUUAAAGUUUACAUGCUAAUAACAAGUCAGUUAUAUUGCUUAUUUGUUUGGAUUUCAUUCUGUGACUGCUUUAAAACUUAUCAUUAUUGUAAAUGUUUUGACAUUUUUCAGAUGGAGGUUACAUGUGUUUUUUGCUUGAUUAAACUUAAGCACAUCAGCCAGCACCUUAAGUACAAGCACAAAAUAGUUAACAUUAUUGAGCGUAAGCUAAUAAUAAAUAUGAUACGGGGCAAGGUCCGCAUUGACAACAUGCCUUGCCCUGUGUGCAAAAAACAUGUGCGCCAUGUAGAGGUGCACCUGAGGGUGGUGCACAAAGACCUAAAGGUAAGUGACCUGACCGAUAGGCUUUUGUGAGAUGUUAUGAGUAAAAGCGUCAUUAGGUCAUAACAAAUUUCAACAAUUGUUUCAGGAAAAGCACAGGGUCCAGAUGCUCAAGGGCCUGAGGCAGCAGGCUACAAGAGCUAGGCUUCAGGCCCUGUCAGCCACAAACCCCACCGUGCCUCUGGCGACACAGUGGGGUGCGACGGGCCUGGAGCCGGCAGACCAGCCCGCAGACCAGCCCGCAGACCAGUCCGCAGACCAGCCCGCAGACCAGCCCGCAGACCAGCCCGCAGACCAGCCCGCAGACCAGCCCGCAGACCAGCCCCCAGACCAGCCCGCAGACCAGCCCGCAGACCAGCCCCCAGACCAGCCCGCAGACCAGCCCGCAGACCAAGUUCCAAGGGAGGAGGUAGUGCACGAAGUCCCCACAGCCCCAGAGGAGCAGCUGGUAGCUUACCCUCCUACAGACAUUUUGGCCGAAGCGCUCCACGAGGCCAUGCAUGUCGUGCACGAAGUCCCCACAGCCCCAGAGGAGCAGCUGGUAGCUUACCCUCCUACAGACAUUUUGGCCGAAGCGCUCCACGAGGCCCUGCAUGUCGUGUACGAACUCCCCACAGCCCCAGAGGAGGAUCUGGUCGCCCCGGACUGGGAGCUGGCUACCCCGGACUGGGAGCUGGUCGGCCAUGAGGAGGAGGUGGUGGCCACGCCCUCCGUGCUUUUUUAUGACCUCACAGAUGAAGAGCUCCACGUGGACCUGCAUGUUGUGCACAAAGUCCCUGGAGCAAUGGAGGAGGUGCUGGCCGCCUCGGACUGGGAGCUGUGUGCGCCGGAGUGGGAGCUGGUCAUGCACGAGGAGGAGGUGGUUAACUCUCGGCCAAGCACGCCUUGACAAGUUUUUUUUUUUUUUUUUUUAAAGUUUGAUUUGUAAAUUAUUUUGGUUUGAUCAUUUUGGAUAUUGUACAGUUUUUUAAGGUUUUGCGUGUUUGUUUUGAUUUGUUUGAAUUUUUAUACGUUUUUGCAUGUUUGUUUUGAAGUGUUGUGUGCUUUUUAUAAGGAGUUUUGUUAUUUAUUUUUAUAGUAUGUUUUUCUUAGUGUGUUUAAUAUUUAACUUUUUUUAAUAAAUAACUUUUCCAGAAUCUCUACUUCUCAUUUAUUCAAAGCUGACCAAAUAAUUGCAGGGCAGCACCACACAUUCACCAGGCUCCAUGUUCACUCCACUGAUCUGUCGAGUAUCC
Messenger RNA from Paramisgurnus dabryanus, 1890 nucleotides. RefSeq lists its product as uncharacterized. The record is from RefSeq and is a predicted model, not a curated record. Lineage: Eukaryota; Metazoa; Chordata; Actinopteri; Cypriniformes; Cobitidae.